This is a messenger RNA of Sporisorium graminicola, 1578 nucleotides long. RefSeq lists its product as uncharacterized. The coding region runs from base 1 to 1578 and encodes 525 amino acids. Gene Ontology annotation, cellular component: cytoplasm; mitochondrion. NCBI's taxonomy places the organism in Eukaryota, Fungi, Basidiomycota, Ustilaginomycetes, Ustilaginales, Ustilaginaceae. Gene Ontology annotation, molecular function: ATP binding; phenylalanine-tRNA ligase activity; tRNA binding. Gene Ontology annotation, biological process: phenylalanyl-tRNA aminoacylation. The transcript has a single exon. The record is from RefSeq and is a predicted model, not a curated record.
AUGAAGCUCCCGUCGCAGUCAGCCUUUCGCGCGUGCCUCGGCGCCCGACUAGCCGCGCGCCCCGCUCAGAUCCGCGCAAGGGUGCAAAACCUCACCUCGCAACUGCACUCGCGAGAUCGAAGCCUUUUCCGAACAUGCUUUGCGCGCUCGACCGGCAUCAGCUCUGAAAGUGCGGUCCUCCGUACCUUUUCAACCUCCGCAGCUGUCAGGCUGGGUGCGAGCAUCGCAGCUCAAUCUCCCACCACCAUCACCAUCCUCGGAAAAGAGUAUCCUACGGAUGACUACACCAACAUCCCAGCCUCGAUCCUGUCACGGCUUACGCCGACACCGGCUCUUCCUUACACUAAGAACCACCCUCUAGCGCUCUUACGCGACCAGGUCGAGGCAUCGCUUGGCCCCAACUACACCGCUAUUCUUGCCACCUCACCCGUCGUCACCACCGAGCUCAACUUUGAAGAUCUUGGCAUCGCUGCGGACCAUCCUGGCCGAAGCCCCACAGACACUUACUACGUGAAUCGCAACACCUGCCUGCGCACCCACACCUCAGCUCAUGAAGUCGAGACGUUCCGCAACAAGCAUGAGCGGUGGCUGCUCACCGCUGACGUGUAUCGUCGCGACGAGAUCGACGCCUCGCACUAUCCCAUUUUCCACCAGGUGGAAGGAGCGGCCAUCUUCCCUCCCAGCGAAUAUGCACCCGGCGGCAAAGUGGAACAAGAAUGCUUGGAGAUGGAGGCCAAGCUGGCCCAGGCGAAUUUCGCGAUCGAGGACCAAGUCGGCCUCACUGAGGCUGGAGGGUAUCAGAGCCAUCACGAUCCUCGCGAAGCUGCAUUGGCAGUGCGACAUUUGAAAGCGACGCUCAACAGUCUUGUGUUGCAACUGUUCGGAGAUCGGCACGCCUACGAUGCGGCGCAAAAGGGAGGCUCUGCUGCAGACCCGCUGCGCGUUCGUUGGAUUCCGGCCGUCUUUCCGUUCACGUCGCCGUCUUACGAGGUGGAAGUGUGGUUCCGAGGCAAGUGGCUCGAGAUUCUCGGAUGCGGUGUGGUGCAGCAAAAGACGCUGGACAAGGCAGGUGUGCCCAACCGACUGGGAUGGGCCUUUGGAAUCGGGCUGGAGCGCAUCGCUAUGGUGCUCUACUCGAUCCCGGAUAUUCGCCUCUUCUGGACGCAGGAUCCACGCUUCCUGGGGCAGUUUGCGAGCGCGAGCAGCAACUCGGUCUCUGCAGCAGGCGGCCAAUCCAACAAAACCGCCGGCCAGCCUGCUUCCAAACCCGAGCUGCUCACAUUCAAGCCGUACUCGAAAUUCCCGCCAUGCUACAAGGAUGUGUCGUUCUGGUUGCCACAGGACCGCGCGUUCCACGAGAACGACCUGUUCGAGAUCGUGCGUGAUCGCGUCGGCGAUCUGGUCGAAGAUGUGGUCAAGAUCGACGACUUUGUCCAUCCCAAGACGCAAAAGCAGAGUCUGUGCUACCGGAUCAACUACCGGUCCAUGGACAGGUCGCUCGAGAACGACGAGGUGAACCAGCUCCACUCGGAUGUUCUGGCCAGGCUGGUCGAUCAACUGUCGAUUGAGAUUCGAUAG